This is a messenger RNA of Liolophura sinensis, 1763 nucleotides long. RefSeq lists its product as uncharacterized. The transcript is spliced from 9 exons. The record is from RefSeq and is a predicted model, not a curated record. Bases 1 to 1623 code for a protein of 540 amino acids. Gene Ontology annotation, molecular function: calcium ion binding. Lineage: Eukaryota; Metazoa; Mollusca; Polyplacophora; Chitonida; Chitonidae.
AUGGCCCCUACAUCGGAUAACGGCAAAGGUUGGGGCAGAUUUGGCGUUCACACCCGAAAUGGUGAAAGGCAGGAGAGCACUGGAAAUGGUGGACACGCCAAACCUGCCAAUGCCCAAACAAUUAUAAAGAAACUUCACACUGCUGCCCUGACGAAGACUUUAGUUGGUGAAGACCACAAGCCCGUGCCGGAGUCUAAUGAGCCGGAGACAGAGUCGGAAACUCCUCAUCUCAAAGUCGCCUGGAAUGCAGCGGUGAAGCCCAUCUCUGUCGCCAAAAUAGCGCCACAACUUGAUAUGGACAGCGCACUGGUCAACAUGAAUCGGGAGCAGACGUCUUCUGAACCGUCCAAGUCAAGCCAGGUGCCACCGUCAGGGGAUCAGUUGCCUCGGACAUGGGACCAGGUCCCACCGACAUGGUUACAGGAACUGACGGAGGAACAUAUUGAAGCCUUUAAACAGAUUUUUGACCUGCUUGAUAAAGACCACGGUGGGUUCAUUGAUGUGGAUGAGUUGAAUGAAGGCUUGAAGCGUGUUGACAGCCAGGUGACCAGAGAGGAAGUGGAAACUAUUCUAAAGCAGGGCGACAUAGACAAGAGCGGCGGGAUCACCUUUGAUGAGUUCCUGUAUCUGAUGAGCCACGUGGAUAAGGAAGAACAAAGUUCAAUUAGCUCCGACGAGUCGAAAAAAAACCCCAAGCUAGCGUCGUUAACGAAACGCGUGUGCUUGUUCUACUCGGCGAUCAACCGUUUUGCCAAAGAGAAGCCACCGCCGACAUACCACUUACCUCAUGUUCUGAAGCACUACACUGCCGGCGCUCGCCUGGAGGGCCUCACCAGUCGACAGCUCAACCAGAAUUUAGAGAUGCUGGCAGGUUCUAUAGAUGAGAAGGACAAAGAUUCUCCGUAUUCCAAACCGUUGAACAUGCCCCCUGAAACAACAAAAAGGCGCUCGAAAAAAGAGGGUCGUGCCAAACGCAAGGAGGCUUGGUUGGCGAGGGAACCAGUGGUUGUACCAGAUGGGAUCUCCCGACCAAGUGCAAUUGGCCAUCAGAGCAGUAAAAAAACGGAUACCAAAAGGCGCAAAGAGGGAAACAGAGUCAUAGGCGCUGCACAGCCGGGACAUGGCACAUCGGCUGGCGUUGACAAGAAACCGAAAACAGAUGUGAGUGAGGAUGACGUCAUCAUCAGCAUGCAGGUCCCCGAUCAGGGACAGGAGAUCUCCCCUGGUGAGGAACUAAAGGCCGCCAACCAAGCUGGGCGAAAGGAGGUUAAAUACCGAAGAGGCUGGAGCUGGCGACCCCCAAAAGCUGCCAAGGACAAGGUCGACGCCCCGGAGCUAUUCGUCAAGUACAAAUACCACGAACCCACCAUUGAUGAUCUGCCUGGAAUCAGAAAAAAGGUCAAACAGGUUAUGGACGACUACUAUAACAGAGUGAGACAGGCGUCUGUGGCUAGGUCCGUCAAGAAUUGGGGACCAAAUGUGCGCCGAGGGUAUGGUGGACUCUAUCGACCAUGUUUGGUUCAGGUCCGUCUACCGCACGUACUCUCCAUUCAACCCGGCCGAAGCCAGCAUCGCCAGUCAGUGGAUUCCUACUCGACGAAUCAACGGAGAAUCCAAACCUAAAUUAGUACCGUUUACAUUCAUAGUGUGAAUAUUAAUAUUUAUUUAUAUAGGGUAAAACACAAUAAAAUGUAAUGACAAAUGCAAAUUCGCAAGUACCGUUGUAUGAAUUAAGACGUAAGUCGUAAACACUAAUUACCAGG